Messenger RNA from Euleptes europaea (tarantolino), 1041 nucleotides. RefSeq names its product vestigial like family member 3 (gene VGLL3). The record is from RefSeq and is a predicted model, not a curated record. NCBI's taxonomy places the organism in Eukaryota, Metazoa, Chordata, Lepidosauria, Squamata, Sphaerodactylidae. The transcript is spliced from 4 exons. Gene Ontology annotation, cellular component: nucleus. The coding region runs from base 1 to 858 and encodes 285 amino acids. Gene Ontology annotation, biological process: regulation of transcription by RNA polymerase II.
AUGGAGGAGCAGCUUGUAGCUCUGUGGCACCCAGGCACAAACGGAACUGCCCUCGCCGCCAGCACUAAGUUUGCUGUUUAUAGCAAGAUGCAGGAAUCUCUGGACGCAGUUCCUCCUAACAAACAAGAAGAAGAUGAGAAAGACCAGCCUGCUGAGAUGGAGUAUCUUAACUCUCGCUGCGUCCUUUUCACUUACUUCCAGGGAGACAUUGGGUCAGUAGUGGAUGAACACUUCUCAAGAGCAUUAAAUCAAGCUAGCAGCGUCAACCCAGAGUCUGUAAUUUCCAAAAGCAAGACAGGGCCAAACCCACUAUGGAAAGAGAACUCAACAAUAGCAAGCCAAAGGAGUGGUUUCCCAGCUUCAUUUUGGACCAGUUCUUACCAAACUCCACCUCCACCAUGCUUAGGUGGACUUCAUCAUGAUUUCCCAGUUACUGCACCAAGCACCUUUGAUCCUAGCAACUGGCCAGGACGUACCCUGCAUCAGACUGCUCCACCUCCUCCUCCUAGCAUGUCAGAUUCCUGGCAUUAUCCCUUAGCAUCUCAGGUGAGUCCUACAUAUGGACACAUGCAUGAUGUAUACAUGCAUCACCAUCACCCCCAUGCGCACAUGCAUCACCACCAUCCGCCGACUUCACACCUUGACCCAGGGUACAGACCUUUGCUGAUGCCUUCAGUUUGUACAGGCAAGAUUCCUCCACCACAUUGUGAUGCAGCCAAGACAGAGUCUACUGCUGUCACCAGUGCUACCUCAGCAUGGGCAGGAGCUUUUCAUGGAACAGUCGACAUUGUUCCAACCUUUGGGUUUGACACAGGCAUACAGCACCAGGAAAAAAGUAAAGAGACAUCAUGGUUUUGAAGUACAAGUGGAUCUUAUCCCGUAGCCAGUAUUAAGAGUCUCUACCUUUGUGAAGGGAGCGCUGCAAUUUCUUUUCUUUUUCACCAUUUCUGCACAGUGGCAGUAGACCUACUGCUAAACAGAUGGAAAGAUGACCAGCCAUGAUUUUGUGAUUGAGUCUUUACCACUAGAAGGACAUAUAUU